UCGGCCAUCUCGUGGGGUGACCCGCGCGUUGACCUCUUUGGCGUUACAACAGGGUCAACCAUCUGGCACAAGUUCUACACCGGCUGGGACUGGCAGCCGUCUGGGGCCUUCGAGUACAUCUCAUCAACAGCCAGCCCCGACAACUGCCUGACCGCUACAAGCUGGGGUGUAGGACGUCUCGACGUAUUUUACGUGGAUGAGGAGACGGGCGGUGUAUCUCACACGUGUAAGCAUAAUUUUGCUGAUGGCAAAUGGCAAUUUCAAGACCUUGAGAGCCAGGGCGCCGUCGGUAUUGCCUCCUUAUCAUCGGCUGCAGACACAUUCGAUAUCUUUGGGAGGACCGGCGAAGGGUCUUAUGUACACAAAGCCUGGACCGGCGAUGCAUGGUUUCCAAGUGAGGGUUGGGAAGAUUUGGGGGGAUACUUCUCCAGUGAUCCCGCUGUUGUCUCCUGGGGACCAGGUAGGCUGGACAUUAUCGGGCUCUUUGGGUACACCGGCCAACUCCAACACAAGUACUACAACAACGGCUGGUCGCAGUGGGACAUCCUAGGCGGUGGCCCGUUUGUUGGAAACCCCUUGGCUACAUCAUGGGGUCCAGAACGCCUGGACUUUUGGGCGAUUGAUUCGAAAGGGGAGCUGAACCACCUAUACUGGGACGGAAGCCAGUGGUCAGAUUGGGAGCAGCUGGGCGGCGAGUUCACUGGCACGCCUAAGGUUGUGCACUGGAACGCGUCGAGGAUUGACAUUGUCGGCAAGGAUCUCAGCACUUCCAAGUUCCAGCUCAAGAGCUUUGAUGGCACGAAGUGGAACCCAGAUGGGAAGGAUUGGUAUGAACUGGCCGGUCCCUUCGAAUCCGAGCCAGGUCUG
This is a messenger RNA of Cryphonectria parasitica EP155, 867 nucleotides long. RefSeq lists its product as uncharacterized. The transcript has 2 exons. The annotation marks the transcript as partial. The record is from RefSeq and is a predicted model, not a curated record. Lineage: Eukaryota; Fungi; Ascomycota; Sordariomycetes; Diaporthales; Cryphonectriaceae.